Parnassius apollo (apollo) is the source of this 1221-nucleotide messenger RNA. Lineage: Eukaryota; Metazoa; Arthropoda; Insecta; Lepidoptera; Papilionidae. The record is from the annotation of a GenBank genome assembly.
AUGUCAGGCUAUUUAGAGGUGAAGCACCCUUUAAAGUCAAACCUAGCCCUGAAUCCUUUCAAGUCGUGGAGGAGACAAUGGUGUAUACUUCGGCCAAGUGCAACUUGUGGUGGUGCAUCCCUAGCUGUGUACUGCAGCGAAGCGGGUGCUCCAGCGGGGACGGUAGAGCUUCCUUCUGGUUGUGUUGUGAAACGGGCAAAGUCCCGUACGCGACCGCAUGCGUUCGCCGUGUUUUCUGUUGACGAACCGUGCAAGCCUCGUGUGUUGCUCGCAGCACCUUCUCAUAAUGAUGCGCAGCUUUGGAUGGAUAAAAUUAGAAAUUUAUUGAGUAGUGAUAAACUAUUAGGCGACAGUUUACUCAAAGAUUCGUACUCGGUGACGGUGAUGAACACGGAUCUGUCUCGGAAGUGCGGCCUGGGAGGUGCGGACUGCACGGUGUCGCUGGCGGGCGCCGGGCUCCUGGUGGCGAAGCCCCGAGCUCUCGCGGCGCUGCUGCCCUGGAAGCAUCUCACAGAUGCACGGCUUUCGGAAGCCGGCUGCGAUAAGAACACUUGUAUUCUAUCGCUCGAUAGCGGUUUCAAACACGGCAGUGGUGUGAUGAAAAUGUGGACGCCGAUGGCGAGCGAGCUGGUGUCGCAUGUUCGUGACGCGCUGCAGUUGCACGACAAACGCGACAAUAAGUUCAACAACAUGUUCGGCAACACGCUCGUCAACUCCCGCGACACCAAGCUUAGCCGUAGCGAUGGUGAUCUCAGCACGCACAAGACUGACGACUCAGAUGAAGUUCGUCGCAGCAGCUGGUACAGCGGUCCGUCGGAAAUAUCACUGGACGACACUGAUCUCAUCAUGUCCAAGGAAGCGCGUCGCAUUGGCAGCGGCACGCUGGCUUUGAGGGCCCGGGCACUUCUGCAUCUCGCUCCCUUCGGAACGUACAACGACAGUGCGUCAGACCGUCGUUCACUGGCGUCAGUUGCGUCCGGAGUGUACGAGGAGAUCUCGGAGGAGCCGCCGCGCACUUGCGGUGAGGUGCAGACGCUGGAAAACCUAGAGAAGUUGGAGCAUCUGGAGAAGUUAGAGCAGCUGGAGAAGCUGGAACAGCUGGAGGAGCCCACGUACGAGUCGGUGGCGGAGUGCAUCUACGCCACGGUGCGGAGGCACAGGCGGUGUCCGCCGCCGCCAUUACCGCCGCGCCAGCAGUUCGGGUACAAAUACAAAUACUAA